Psammomys obesus (fat sand rat) is the source of this 5689-nucleotide messenger RNA. It is a transcript of the gene Palld, whose product is annotated as palladin, cytoskeletal associated protein. Lineage: Eukaryota; Metazoa; Chordata; Mammalia; Rodentia; Muridae. The transcript has 20 exons. Bases 1 to 3546 code for a protein of 1181 amino acids. The record is from RefSeq and is a predicted model, not a curated record. Gene Ontology annotation, biological process: actin cytoskeleton organization; cell migration.
AUGUCAGAAACUUCCUCCCACGACUCCUUCUAUGAUUCUUUAUCAGACGUGCAGGAAGAGGGCAAAAAUGCUGACUUCUUCCCAGGGCUCUCUGCUUUUCUCAGCCAGGAAGAAAUACACAAAAGCCUUGACCUGGCCCGCAGAGCUAUAGACAACUCUGAAACUGAAGAUUUUGACUCAGAAAAGGAGAUCUCACAGAUUUUCAGCGAGUCUUCCAUAAGCCUCUGCGAAUCUCCUUCCCACAAGGAGACCAAAUCCUGCCAGCAGGCUCCCUCAGAAAGACCUCCGGAUAACAGGCCAGCUCCUGUGCAGCCUCUGGUAGGAGAGCAAGCUGAAAGGAUCAGUUCCCCAGCUUCAAAGAGGAAAGCUGCGGUACCACCCCUGCUGGCCAGUCCCAGCUACAUCCGGAGCCUCCGCAAGGCUGAAAAAAGAGGUGCAAAAAUCCCCAAUCCAAGUGCAAAGCCCAAAGCUGCCCAGCAAAGCAAGGCUGGCCCCCAGAGCCAACUGUGCGACAAGGCUGCUAGUUUCAUCGAGGAACUGACAUCCAUAUUUAGAGAGGCAGCAAAGCCAAGAAACAGAAGCCCAAAUGGUGAGUCCUCGUCACCGGACAGUGGGUAUCUGUCUCCUAAAAAUCAAUCAUCAACCCUGAUGACUGCCUCAGCCAGCCAGAGCCCCACUGGAGACCAGCUAGACCAACAGGAGAUGGAAACAGAGGUCAUGCUACCUGAGGCCAGCCUUUGCUACCAGGCCCAGCAGGCCCCAGAAGCGGCCUUCACCCACAGCCCUCACCCACAGCCCCAGAAAGCCUGCCACUUGCCGACUGCACCUCGGUUCAUUCAGAAGCUGAGGAGCCAAGAAGUCGCCGAAGGAAGCAGAGUUUAUUUGGAGUGUAGAGUCACAGGAAACCCAACUCCCAGAGUCAGAUGGUUCUGUGAGGGGAAGGAGCUGUACAACAGUCCUGACAUCCAGAUCCAUUGUGAGGGUGGGGAGCUGCACACCUUGGUCAUCGCUGAGGCCUUUGAGGACGACACAGGUCGCUACACGUGUUUGGCUACGAACCCCAGCGGCUCGGACACCACAUCGGCAGAGGUGUUCAUUGAAGGAGCCAGUUCAACGGACUCUGACAGUGAAAGCUUGCCUUUCAUAUCAAAAGCUGGAGCUAUGCCACAAGCUCAGAAGAAAACAACAUCCGUUUCCUUGACGAUAGGUUCCUCGUCUCCUAAGACAGGAGUGACCACAGCUGUGAUUCAGCCCUUAUCUGUGCCUGUCCAACAGGUUCACAGUCCAACGUCGUAUCUCUGCCGACCUGAUGGAACCGCCGUGGGCUGCCUUCUUCCUGUUUUUACUAAGGAACUACAGAACACAGCAGCCUCGGAGGGCCAGGUGGUGGUCCUGGAAUGCCGCGUCCGAGGAGCACCCCCUCUGCAGGUCCAGUGGUUCCGGCAAGGGAGGGAAAUCCAAGACUCUCCAGACUUCAGAAUUCUCCAGAAAAAACCGAGAUCAACAGCUGAACCAGAGGAGAUCUGCACCCUCGUCAUUGCAGAGACAUUUCCUGAAGAUGCAGGCAUCUUCACCUGCUCAGCCAGGAACGACUAUGGAUCUGUGACCAGCACUGCCCGGCUUACUGUCACCUCCGCCAACACGGAGAACUGUAGCUAUGACUCAAUGGGAGAACUCAGCAACGAUCACUUACAACACUUUCCACCUCCUCCCGCGAUCUUGGAAACAGGUUCCUGUGAGAUGGCAUCCCAGAAACCAUCUGAAAUCCAGCAGGUGAACAGCGCUGACUUAGGACUAAGCAUGGCAGCUCUUCAAAUGCAAUUCAACUCUGCCGAGAGGGAGACCAAUGGAGUUCAUCCCAGCCAUGGAGUUAACGGGCUGAUUAAUGGCAAAGCUUAUGGCGAUAAAUCUCCUCUAAAACCAGCUGCCCUGCUUUCGCCCACUAAGGAACCACCACCUCUCCUUGCCAAACCCAAACUGGGAUUUCCAAAGAAGACCAGUCGGACUGCUAGAAUAGCCUCUGAUGAGGAGAUUCAAGGCACGAAGGAUGCUGUCAUUCAAGACCUGGAACGGAAACUUCGCUUCAAGGAGGACCUUCUGAACAAUGGCCAGCCGAGGCUAACAUAUGAGGAAAGAAUGGCUCGCCGCCUGCUCGGGGCUGACAGUGCAAAUGUCUUCAACAUCCAGGAGCCAGAAGAAACAGCAGCCAAUCAGGAUGUUGGGGCUCCUCGGGCUUCUGUAGGGGGUCCUCUGGAUGGUCAAAAGGAGUACAGAGUGUCCAGCUGUGAGCAGAGGCUGAUCAGUGAGAUAGAGUACAGGCUGGAGCGCUCGCCUGUGGAUGAGUCGGGGGAUGAGGAGCAGGACGCAGAGGCGCCCGUGGGAAAUGCAGCAGCGCCCUUCUUUGAGAUGAAGCUGAGACAUUAUAAGAUCUUUGAGGGGAUGCCCGUGACUUUCACAUGUCGAGUAGCUGGGAACCCGAAGCCAAAGAUCUAUUGGUUUAAAGAUGGGAAGCAGAUCUCUCCAAAGAGUGACCACUACACCAUUCAGAGAGACCUUGAUGGGACCUGCUCUCUCCAGACCACGGCCUCUACCCUAGAUGAUGAUGGGAAUUACACAAUCAUGGCUGCUAACCCUCAGGGUCGUGUCAGCUGUACAGGACGGCUCAUGGUACAGGCUGUCAACCAACGAGGCCGCAGUCCCCGCUCUCCCUCAGGCCACCCUCAUGCCAGAAGGCCUCGAUCUCGCUCAAGGGACAGUGGAGAUGAAAAGGAGCCCAUUCAGGAGCGAUUCUUCAGACCUCACUUCCUGCAGGCCCCCGGGGACCUGACUGUCCAGGAGGGCAAGCUCUGCAGGAUGGACUGCAAAGUGAGUGGGUUACCAACCCCCGAUCUCAGCUGGCAAUUGGAUGGAAAGCCCAUCCGCCCCGACAGUGCUCACAAGAUGCUGGUCCGUGAGAAUGGAGUACACUCCCUCAUUAUAGAGCCAGUCACAUCCCGGGACGCCGGCAUCUACACAUGUAUUGCUACCAACAGAGCAGGACAGAACUCAUUUACCCUGGAGCUUGUGGUCGCUGCCAAAGAAGCACACAAGGCCCCCGUGUUUCUCGAGAAGCUGCAAAACACAGGGGUCGCCGAUGGGUACCCAGUGCGGCUGGAAUGCCGCGUUUCGGGAGUACCACCACCUCAGAUAUUUUGGAAGAAAGAAAACGAAUCUCUCACUCACAGCACUGAGAGAGUAAGCAUGCACCAGGAUAAUCAUGGCUACGUCUGCCUGCUCAUUCAGGGAGCCACAAAAGAAGACGCUGGGUGGUACACGGUGUCAGCCAAGAAUGAAGCCGGCAUUGUGUCCUGCACUGCCAGGCUGGACGUCUACACCCAGUGGCAUCAGCAGCCGCAGACCACCAAGCCAAAAAAAGUAAGGCCCUCUGCCAGCCGCUACGCAGCACUUUCGGACCAGGGACUCGACAUCAAAGCCGCCUUCCAACCUGAGGCGAGCCCAUCGCACCUGACACUCAACAGCGGCCUUGUAGAAAGUGAGGACCUGUGACCAGCACCCUUGUUGACGCUGAAAACUGAACACCAUUGCUUUGACCAACAUACUCCUCUGUCACGUUACAUAAAAGGCAAAAGUAUACUUUUGACAUUAAGAAAUUAAAAAAAAAAAACACCAAAAUCCUAUUUUCUUACUUGAUAGAGAGUCUAAAUAGGUGAUGCUUAUAGAGAUGUACACAUUGCACAGAAAAAUUCACAUUUACUGUCCAGGUUAAAACUUUUGGAAUUGCUGUGAUUAAAAUGGCCUAAAAUGCCAAAAUGCCAAAAGAAAUCAACUAUCAAAGGUAACCACGAUUUAUGUUAUCUCUAAGUGCCUUUAAACACAAGCUAUAGGUGCUAAAGUGUGGCAGUGUGAAAUGUUUGACAGAUACUCCAGUGACUCUAACUUGCAGUGUCUACAGAUGGCUACAGUGCAAUAUGGAAGGAUGGAAAGAAUGGUGAUGAAAUCCAAGCGAAUGCCUUGUCUUUAAAAGUGCUUACGUUAAAUCAGAGGGAAGGAAUUCCUUGCCUUAUAUUUCACUCCUAUCAGGAGUUUUCCUUUUACACUACCUUAAUAGGAAGCUUACUUAUAAUUCAUAGUAAAUAAAAGGCUAAUUUAAACUUAAACAACUGAAGUGUUCUAAAGAAAGCAGAUAUGUAUUAUAGUCCAUUCCACAAGAGGUAUCCAAACCACCCAAAUGACCAAGGCAUAUAGUGUUUGGAAGAAGGUUUGGAAGGCAUGGAAAGAAUGAAGGAAGGAAUCGCUACCCACAUGGGAUCUCAUAUCCAUUUAGAUGAAAGCGCUAGGGGUGGGCCAGGCUCUUCUUUGGUUUUCCUCUAAACCUUAAAAACAUAGGUGCAAAAACACUGCCAUUAACCAGUCAAGGACUCAAGGGAGUCCUCUGGAAGUCUGGAGAGCAUGUGUGGGGGAGACUUCCAUGUAGCUCAAGUGUGUAGUAGUUGACGAUGUUAGUUAGUGUGUAGAGCAAGUUGGACAUGGUUGAGAAGGCAAGGGUGGCAUAAGUGGGAAGUCGCCUGUAAGGUCUCGUCUGCCUGAGGGAAAUGGAGAUGUGGGGGACAAGAACAGGCUUGUGCUGCAAUGAAUUUCUUUUCCACUGGCACUGAGAGGUGGUGAGUGGAGAUUACCAGUUCCCUUCACUCCCUCAUGCCAUGGAACCUACCCUCCAGAGGGUGCCAGGCGCUGAGCAUCUGUAAAAGCAGCUGCAAAGACCGCUUAUUGGAUGCACGGUUCUGCAUCAGCUAAAGUGUGUUGAUUCUGACCAGACUUGAUGACUUUAAGUCGGAACCAAUUUUUUUUUUUUUUUUUUAAAUGAGAGAAAGUAAUUUGGCCUGGUAGUAUAAUACAUGAGGCUUUAAUGGUACUUUGCUAUGAAAAGAAAACACUGUGUUCCUCAUGCAAAACAUACCUGUUGUUCACUAUUUAUAAAAGUGUUAAGCUUUCUUAGCUCAGUUACUCAGUUCAUACAUAGUACUUCUUUAAAACAAUUUUGUAUCUGUAACCACCCCGUGUAUUUUGUAUUACUGCUUCACAUGCUUUCUACUUUUGUAAGGACACCAACCAACCGAGUUUAGCAGGCUUGAGCACUGGACGGCGGAUGCUCCACGCAGCGCCGUGCCAGUCUCUUUGACCAUAUCCACAUCGCUAAUGGGAGAGUUAAGUUACCACGCAAGGUCUCAUGGACCUAUCUCUGUUGUAGAAUUGUGAUCUAUAUUAUAUCAUACUUGCCAAAUCUUUCUGAAUGUGACUUUUUUUUUUUUUUGCUAAUUUGCUGGGCUUGGGAUUAACUAGCAUUUUUUUUUUUUUGCCACCUUUUAUGUUGUAUUUAUGAAAAAAACAAAAAAACAAAGUACUAUCAUACUUUGGAUUGUUGUGCUGGUGUAAUGUGGACUUAACAUCAAUAAAUAAAUAUUUAACAAACAGUAGUUGACAUUGUGGUCUGUCACUGCUAUAACGAGCCAACAGACUUGGAAGCAGAUUCAGAAUUGGAUAGAUCAGAAAUUGGGUAAGAGAUGGCAAGUUCCCAGUUCACUGUGUCCCCGGCCACAAUAGCAUCUGAUGCCCUCGUAGUUAUGACAGAAUUCAGAAGGUCCCUGGAGUUACGGGACAGAGCAGCCAGGGCUGCUCUCCUCUCCCCAAG